CCUCCUCCUCCCCCUCCCGGGCCGGGACGCGAUGGGAAAGGGCUGGGUCACCCCCAAACCCAGCUGCGGAUUUCCCAUUCCGAAACGUUAGCUGGAUGGAGGAGGAGGUUGUGAGGAAGAGGAUGAUUUCCCAGUACAACCAGGCAAGGAGCUGAGGAUGGAGACCAGGGGUGACAAAUCCCCACAGCAGAACCUCAUGGAAGAGGCCGUUUUGAGCAGCUCUAUGGCACAUGAAUCCAACAGGGAGGAAAAUCCUCAGAGAUCCCACAGGAGGACGGUCUGCAAACCCAGCCCAGGGUGCUCUGAGGAGGAAAGACCCACCCUGUGCCAGGAAGGUGGACAGAGCUUCAGCCAAAGCUCAGAGCUGGUGGUCCAUGAGCAGCUUCACGAUGGGGAGAAGCCCUACAAGUGCUUGGAGUGUGGGAAGAGCUUUGGGUGGAGCUCCCGCCUGAUCCGCCACCAGAUGAUCCACACCGGGGAAUGGCCCUACGAGUGUGGGGAGUGUGGGAAGGACUUCAGCUGCAGCUCCGCCCUCAUCACCCACCAAUGCAUCCACUCUGGGGAGAGGCCCUAUGAGUGUCUCGAGUGUCCGAAGAGGUUUCAGACCAGCUCCAGUCUCCUCCAGCACCAGCGGAUUCACAAAGAUAAGAUGCCCUUCCGCUGCUCCGAUUGCAGGGAGAACUUCAAGAGCAACUCCCACCUCAUCACCUACCGGCACAUCCUCACCAUGGAGAAGCCCUACGAGUGUGGGGAAUGUGGGAAGAGCUUCAGCCAGAGCUCCUACUUGAUCCACCACCAGAGAAUCCACACUGGGGAAAGGCCAUACAAAUGUGGGGAGUGUGGGAUGACCUUCACCCGAAGGUCACAACUGAUCAUCCACCAAAUGAUCCACACUGGGGAGAGGCCCUAUGAGUGUCCCCACUGUCAGAAGAGGUUUCGGAGCAGCUCAGGUCUCCUCCUGCACCAGUGGAUUCACACAGAGGAGAGGCCCUUCCGCUGCCCUGACUGCGGGAAGGGCUUCAAGCACAACUCUGCCCUCAUCACUCACUGGUGCAUCCACACUGGGGAGAGGUCCUACGAGUGUCCCCAGUGUGGGAAGAGCUUCUCAGACCGCUCAUUCUUUACCCGACACCACCAGAGGCACCAGAAAGGGAAGCCCUGCGAGGGCCCUGCCUGCGGGAAGAGCUUUGUGCACUGCUCCAACUCCAUCCCCAUCAUAGGACCCACACUGGUCAGAGCCCUGGUGACCCACAUUCCCUGUGAUACACAGAGGGAAGUGACUGGUGUUCUUUUUAUUUUUCCUCUAGUUAUCUUUUUUCUUCCUCCCUUCAAAACAGAAAAUUGGGGUAAAAAUAAACAAAUUCAUCAAAGGCAUCUCACCUUUUACUUGUGUUUUGGGGAAUCUUGGAUUCUGGGAGAUACCUGGGAGGAUAUGGGGGGGGUACCACCCUUCCUGCUGUGGGCCCUGCCUCUCCCCUCGUGGUCUCCACCUUCUCCACCCCAGGCUCCACCCCUGGCUGCCAUGACACUUCUGGCUUCCACAUCAGUGGAGCUGGAAGUGGCCAUGAUGGGUGGAGACUCUGACCCUGCCACAAUCGACAGGAUCAUCUACCCCUCCUCUGGGACAUCGACUCACCUGGGAGUAGCGGCGGCGUCGCGAACCCCGUACCCCGGCCCCCUUAGGCUAUCUUUUAAUAAAGGCCUUAUCAAGAAAGGAGCACAAGGUCUCCUGACCCUUUUAUUAUUUACAUCAAUUGGGGGCUCGUCCGGGAUCGGCCACGCCCACGAGGACCCAGGAGGACUGGCUAUCCGCCUCGGACCCUCGGUGGUCAGCUGGCCACAUCCAGACGGUGAAGACAGCCUACGGAGAGAGUCAACGGCUGAAGAGCGCCAGAUUGGUAAGACCUCCGGCGGCGGGAUACAGGAGGCGAGUGAGUGUGUGCGCGAAUGA
Vidua macroura (Pin-tailed whydah) is the source of this 1951-nucleotide messenger RNA. RefSeq names its product zinc finger protein 660-like. The coding region runs from base 158 to 1951 and encodes 597 amino acids. Lineage: Eukaryota; Metazoa; Chordata; Aves; Passeriformes; Viduidae. The transcript is spliced from 5 exons. The record is from RefSeq and is a predicted model, not a curated record.